AUGGCUGGGUCAGAGGCCCUUGUGCGCCAUGACGCUCUCAAGGCACUGGUGCGAGGAGCAGGGCAUCGGCACCUUUCUCGGAUCUGGCGUUCUUCUUGUCGAAUGACGCUGGCCGAGCCGGAGGCCUGGAAGGCUUCAGCCAUUGGGAUUGGCCUGGUGGCCAUGGAGCGGGGCCUCUUCAGGGCCGAAGAGGCAGGCCAACCCGACCGGAUGAUGCUACUUCUCCCAACGAUCAGAGGAGCUUUGGCAACACGGCGUGACCUGGACCAGCACCACCUUGCUGACGUCAUGAAGAACAGCCCAAGCCGGGGCCAGAGCUGUCAUGGUCGCUCGCCAACUUUUGCGGCGGUGAACGCGGAGUUUGAUAGGACAUCGCGGCAACCCGGAGCCACCGCGCUGGCUACGGACCCGGGGCAUCAGCUUGCUGGUGGGUGGCAUGAGCAGCCGGGAGGAGCCCCCUCCUUAUUGGGGGUGAUCCUGGCGUGGCUGGUGGGGAGGAGAAAAGGAAAGCGCAUUGCUUUUGACUUCAGGCUCGGGCAGGCUGGUUGUCCUGAGGCGAUUGUCGCCACGGACAUGUCUGCCGCCAGGAACGCGUUGGCCAUCACGAAGAAAGAGAUGGCGGAUAACGGGGAGGACGAGAGACACCAGGAGUUUCUGGAAUGCCUCGAGUUCAUCCUUGGAGAGCCUAGCGUCUUGAGGAGGAAUCUCAGCCCCAGGAUCUCGGCGAAGGAGGUGGAAGAAAGGGGGCAGGUCGUGCUGAAGGCCAGCCAGCAAUCGGACAGCCAGCUGCGCGCUGCCUUGCUGGACAAGGUGAUCGCCAUGGACGGCGUGGUGAGCGUCACUUUUGAGGCGGAGUUCGUCAUAGUGGCGACCAAGUCGGCGUCGGUGGCGGCGGAUGCCAACUUCCUGGCGGACUUGCGCCUUGGCGUUUAUGGCAGAAGGCUGUCCUAA
Effrenium voratum is the source of this 951-nucleotide messenger RNA. The record is from the annotation of a GenBank genome assembly. NCBI's taxonomy places the organism in Eukaryota, Dinophyceae, Suessiales, Symbiodiniaceae.